Molecule: messenger RNA, 276 nt
Organism: Adineta ricciae
Lineage: Eukaryota; Metazoa; Rotifera; Eurotatoria; Adinetida; Adinetidae
Source: the annotation of a GenBank genome assembly
AUGUAUACGAUAAAACUGUAUUGUGGAUCUAUCGGUGUAAAAUCCAAGUGGGAUAGCAAAGAUCUUACCGAUCCUGUCGAAUCGCACAAUUCCCGUGUCCCGAAGAACACGGGUGUUGACCGAACUCGACGGCAAUGCAGUGCCGAGACGAUCAGACGCAUGAAACAUCCGAGUAAACACAGAUGUACAUGGUCUGCUCCAAAAAUCCGCUUUGAAAGUGCCUCUGGUCUCAAUGAGACCAGCGCCGGCUUUCAAACCGACGAGAACAGAUACUAA